Messenger RNA from Mauremys mutica (yellowpond turtle), 3004 nucleotides. RefSeq names its product cell division cycle 23 (gene CDC23). Gene Ontology annotation, cellular component: anaphase-promoting complex. Gene Ontology annotation, molecular function: protein binding. The transcript is spliced from 16 exons. The coding region runs from base 44 to 1813 and encodes 589 amino acids. Lineage: Eukaryota; Metazoa; Chordata; Testudines; Geoemydidae. Gene Ontology annotation, biological process: cell division. The record is from RefSeq and is a predicted model, not a curated record.
UAAGUGCGUUGUGGAUGUCGGGCUGUGAUUGGUCGGAGAGGGUAUGGGCAAAAUGGCGGCUACGGCGGUUGUGCCCGGUUUGGGAAGCUGCGAUUUCUCUGACUUGCGCGAGAUCAAGAAGCAGCUUCUGAGCGUGGCGGAGCGGAGCCGCGAGCGGGGCCUGCAGCACAGCGGGAAAUGGGCCUCUGAGCUGGCAUUUGCCCUGGAUCCUCUGCCCCUGAGCGAGCUGCCUGCUGCUCCUGUACUCACAGAGGAGGAUGCUCGUGAUUUGGAUGCUUACACAUUAGCUAAGUCUUAUUUCGAUCUGAAGGAGUAUGACAGGGCUGCAUACUUUCUGCGGGGAUGCAAGAGCCAGAAGGCCUACUUCUUGUACAUGUACUCCAGAUACCUGUCAGGAGAAAAGAAGAAAGAUGAUGAAACAGUGGAUAGUCUGGGCCCCUUGGAGAAAGGACAGGUGAAGAAUGAAGCACUAAGAGAGCUGAGGGUGGAGCUUAGCAAGAAACACAAAGCACAGGAGCUGGAUGGUUUUGGCCUUUAUCUGUAUGGCGUUGUGCUGCGGAAGCUGGACCUGGUGAAAGAGGCGAUUGAUGUGUUUGUUGAAGCUGCCCAUGUUUUGCCUUUGCACUGGGGAGCCUGGCUGGAGCUCUGUAAUCUGAUCACAGACAAAGAGAUGCUGAAGUGCCUGUCCUUGCCAGAUACCUGGAUGAAGGAGUUUUUCCUGGCGCACAUUUACACAGAGCUGCAGCUGAUAGAAGAGGCUCUGCAGAAGUACCAGAGUCUCAUUGAUGCAGGAUUCUCCAAGAGCACCUACAUCAUUUCCCAGAUUGCAGUUGCCUACCACAAUAUCAGAGAUAUAGACAAAGCUCUCUCUAUCUUCAAUGAACUAAGGAAACAAGACCCAUACAGGAUAGAAAACAUGGACACCUUCUCCAACCUGCUGUAUGUCCGGAGCAUGAAGCCUGAGCUGAGCUACCUGGCUCACAAUCUGUGUGAGAUUGACAAGUAUCGUGUGGAGACCUGCUGUGUGAUAGGGAAUUACUAUAGUCUACGCUCUCAGCAUGAAAAAGCAGCACUCUAUUUCCAGAGAGCCUUGAAACUGAAUCCUCGGUAUCUUGGAGCCUGGACCCUCAUGGGGCAUGAGUACAUGGAAAUGAAGAACACAUCUGCAGCUAUCCAGGCUUAUAGACAUGCAAUAGAGGUGAACAAGAGGGACUACAGAGCCUGGUAUGGACUGGGACAAACCUAUGAGAUCCUCAAGAUGCCAUUUUACUGUCUAUAUUACUACCGACGGGCCCACCAGCUCAGACCCAAUGAUUCCCGUAUGCUGGUUGCUCUGGGAGAGUGUUAUGAGAAACUCAAUCAGCUGGUGGAAGCCAAAAAGUGUUAUUGGAGAGCUUAUGCUGUGGGAGAUGUGGAGAAAAUGGCAUUGGUGAAACUAGCCAAGCUGCAUGAACAGCUGAAUGAAUCAGAACAGGCUGCUCAGUGCUACAUCAAAUACAUCCAGGAUAUCUAUUCCUGUGGGGAGAUAGUGGAGCACCUGGAGGUGAGCACUGCCUUCCGCUACCUAGCCCAAUAUUACUUCAAGUGUAAACUCUGGGAUGAAGCCUCUGCCUGUGCUCAGAAAUGCUGUGCAUUCAAUGAUACAAGAGAAGAAGGGAAGGCCCUGCUGAGACAGAUUUUACAACUACGCAACCAAGGGGAAACCUCCUCCACAGAGAUCUCUGCUCCCUUUUUCCUCCCUGCAUCUCUGUCGUCCAACAACACUCCCACACGGAGAGUAUCCCCACUCAACCUGUCUUCAGUUACACCAUGAAUUGUGCUGAUACUUCUCUGGGCCAGCCUAGGGCAAGUGGGGACUCGAACCCAUCCUCCAGAAACAACCACCUCAUUCCCGCGAAGCUUCGGUCUGGUACUGCCUUCCAUUGAAGGUAGAAAUCCUGAGAACACAUAGCUGAAGCUAGCUGUUGUCAAUGCAGGCAAAGAUCAUUGUGGAACCAAUGUGAAGUGCCUAUGCUGAGAUGUCAGAAACCACUAUGCUUCUCACUGCCACGCUCCAAGUGUGUGAGAAGCAACUGCUCCCUAGAUGAGGGGGUUUUGUCUGCCUGAGUUGAAACAUGUUUGAAAGUGUUGUCUCUGCUCUGUUAACUCUGAACUUUGCCAAACUCCUUUCAAGGGCCUCAGUGGGACUGCGGCUGCCUACUGCAAGAAUUGUCCCCUGCUGGCUUCUCUGUGGACUCUUUUCUGCAGCUGCACCCAAGCAAGCACAGUAAGAGGGACAUUUCGGCUUCACUGCUGCCGUGAAAGGGAAACAGCAUUUGGCGAUUGAGAGGUGGUGUCAGUCUGAAGUGGCCUCACCCAGUAACUGGUUGCUGUUAGGUCUGUGGCUCAGAUAGAUGUCUUGGCUUUGCUGGUGAGUGGCAAACCAGCUAGUGGGGAGUACAUCAUUAAAUGGUGGUAGGCAUGUUACUGUCCCUGGGUACUGUCUUGGCACAAAUUUCCUUCCCAUUAUAACAAAUACAAUUGAGCUAAAUAUAGAAAAGAUCCAAUUUUCCAUAAGUUCAUUGUGGGGGUGGGGAGCUGGCUAGUAGCUACCUCGCUCAGAUUUGAGUAGGCCCUGUUCAGUGUCCUGUGUGGCAGUCAGAGUCCUUCAAACUAGUGCAGCAUUUUGUUUAGACUUCAACUGCCUGGGACAGAAGUGGUGGUUAGAUGGGCCUGGAACAGUGUCAAUUUGACCAUUGACCUGCAGUCUAACUUCAGCCAAGUCAAUUGCUGUUCACUUUCAUUCUCUAAACUGAGUAUAUGGAGCUAUUUCUACAGGUGCUUGGUUUGUCUGAAUGGUUGGAGUUUCUAUGCACGUCCCAGAAGAUAAAGGUUUGAGAAGGGUCGAGUAUCUUCACUUACAUCUUAUCUUGGCAUUCUGUUGGACAGAGCCUGGGGAAGAUUGUUAGAACAGAAACCAACCUGUUUUUGUGGUCUGGAGCUGUAAAGAACAGUUGCCCUACAG